GUUGGAAGAUAUAUCUUAAGUUCCAUUGUUAUUGCAGGGUCACAAAAUCUAUGUUCCUAACAUGAUUAGUGGUGCAUCUCAAGCCGAUGUUGGAGUGUUGGUAAUUUCUGCUUGAAAGGGAGAAUUUGAAACUGGAUAUGAGAGAGGUGGACAAACUCGUGAGCAUGUCCAACUUGCAAAAAUAUUGGGUGUGACUAAGCUGCUUGUUGUUGUAAAUAAAAUGGAUGAUCCAACUGUGAAUUGGGCAAAAGAAAGGUAUGAUGAGAUUGAGUCAAAGAUGAUUCCAUUUUUGAGACAAUCAGGAUACAAUGUGAAGAAAGAUGUCAUGUUUUUGCCAAUAUCUGGUCUGAUUGGCACCAACUUGCAAACAAGAGUGGAUAAAAGCAUUUGCUCAUGGUGGGAUGGCCCUUGCUUAUUUGAAGCGCUUGAUGCUGUUGAAGUUCCUCUACGAGACCCCAAUGGUCCUUUCAGGAUGCCUAUACUUGAUAAAUUCAAAGACAUGGGAACUGUCGUUAUGGGGAAAGUGGAAUUUGGCAGUGUCCGUGAGGGAGAUUCCUUGUUGGUCAUGCCAAAUAAGGAUCAAGUUAAAGUUGUUGCUGUAUUCAUUGAUGAAAAUCGGGUUAGGCGUGCAGGACCUGGUGAAAAUUUACGGAUUAGGUUAUCAGGUGUUGAAGAGGAGGAUAUAUUAUCUGGGUUUGUUCUGUCUAGUGUUGCAAAUCCAGUGCCAACUGUUACUGAGUUUGUUGCUCAGCUGCAAAUCCUUGAAUUGCUGGACAAUGCUAUUUUUACUGCUGGGUACAAGGCUGUAUUGCAUAUACACUCUGUUGUUGAAGAAUGUGAAAUUGUUGAGCUGUUACAGCAAAUAGAUCCAAAGACAAAGAAACCAAUGAAAAAGAAAGUGCUAUUUGUGAAGAAUGGUGCUGUUGUUGUGUGCCGUGUUCAGGUUAGUAACACGAUAUGUGUUGAGAAGUUUUCUGAUUUUCCGCAACUAGGGAGAUUCACUCUUCGCAGUGAAGGAAAAACUGUUGCGGUUGGGAAAGUCACUGGUGUGUGAGUUUCUACCAAUUUUGUCUAGAGAACUACAGAUCAUCUUGGAGUUCUACGGUGUGUUUAUGUGCUAAAGAAUGUUUUCACGAGACCAACAAAUCAAUUUUGCAACUGCGUCACUCACUUGCAUGUGGACUGCAGAAAAGAUUCAGUUGUCAUUUGUUUAUAGUCUGUUACUUUUCAGAAAACCUGCUGAGAUACUUGUGGUCUAAGAGCAGUUUAUGUGAACAGGAUGGGAUUCUUGCACAGAUAAGUAGAUUUGCAGCGUUGAGGCAUUGUCGACAUCAUGAGUUACAAAUAUAUUUAUUUAAAAUACUUACUUUUCCUUCCACCAGAGGCAGAUAUUUAUAGACACGCUGCUACCAUGUACUUGUAAGUUGUAUGAGGCCUAGAAAGGCCUUGCUUGGCUGGUUCAGUAUCUUUUCGGUGGUUUUGGAUCAAUCCACCUUAGUUCGUAGCAGCAGAAUCUUAUGAUUCUCAUAUUUUGACAUAAUUAAACAAAUCUCCAAUCCACAGUUGACCAGUAUAUUUAUUUUUAUGUUGAUGUGAUUUUA
Molecule: messenger RNA, 1601 nt
Organism: Arachis duranensis
Lineage: Eukaryota; Viridiplantae; Streptophyta; Magnoliopsida; Fabales; Fabaceae
Exons: 11
Coding region: 221-1054 (277 amino acids)
Biological process (GO): translation
Cellular component (GO): translation release factor complex
Molecular function (GO): GTP binding; translation release factor activity; GTPase activity
Source: RefSeq, a predicted model, not a curated record